AUGGGCUACAUGUCCUUGUUCCGCGCCGUCGCCGUCCGCCUUCUCUUCACGCUGCACGGCGUCAUCUCAAUAUGGCGACUCACCAUAGCAACCAGAGAGUCGCGUUACUGGUAUCUAGGGCUGGUCCUUUGUUUACUGCUGGUGGAGAUGACCGUCACCUUGGGCAAGAAGUCUGGCAAGGAAUGGAAGUGGUUUUGCCCAAGUGUUUUCAUCUAUCUGAUGUGUGUAGUGCCCACUAUUUGGUUUCUGGAGCUCAGCCAGUUGGAGAAGCGACUCAACGACUCAGUCAACGGUUCUCUUAUCUUGGAGAAUGAGACAGAAGGUCUCACUGCGUCUUUCGACAUUGUAACGUUUGAAAUUCGAAUCCCCAUCCUGCUGACCUCGGACAAGUGGAUACGAACCCUGGAACAGUUGCUGCUGCUAAUUCUCAUCUUGGGUAGGUGGUUCCUACCCAAAGGCAAGCUAACACACGACCAGCUGUCACAACUGCUGCUGGUGUAUAUCGGCACGGCUGCGGAUAUCGUAGAGUUCUUUGAGGCUUUCACCGAGGAGAAGGUUAGAAACAGUCGUCUCCUCUGCAUCGUCAUUCUGGGGAUCUGGACGCUUAGCCUGCUCCAGUUCUCGCUGGUUCUAACCGCUACCAGGGUCAGGCGAGACAGGAGCGGUCUGAUUCGUUCCGGCUUAAUGUCUGCUUACGACAAGUGCUGCAGUCCGGAUGACUUGCCUUUUCUGGUGCUAAGGAUGCUUUUGAUUUUCAAAUAUUAUGUUCUCAGCUACACAAACAUGUUUUUCACCUGCAAAAAUACUAUAGUCAUCGUCUUACUCAUCUACCGCCUGGUUGUGGUUCAACUGGAAAGAAAACCGCCGCCAGAAUUGGAUGACAUCACAGUGAACAUGUUGCCCAGGUUUGCUUCAUCUCCCGCCAUAUUUGACCAUCACGUCAGGCGCUCUAAAGGACGAAUUAUAGAUUCAAUGUCGCUUAGCAACAGUAAUACGCUAAGUACUUGCAGUACAAGGUACAGUAAUAAGUCGUCUAGAUAUACAAAACCUUACAGUUCUUGUGGAAACAUCUACGAGGUGAAAGUUACUGCCGCAAAUCGACACAGCAACACUUACAGUCCUAUAGCCGUGAUGGAAGAUUUCCAUUCGCCCGUAUAA
Messenger RNA from Candidula unifasciata, 1158 nucleotides. NCBI's taxonomy places the organism in Eukaryota, Metazoa, Mollusca, Gastropoda, Stylommatophora, Geomitridae. The record is from the annotation of a GenBank genome assembly.